AUGAGUGGAAGAGGGAAGACAAAGGCGAGAGCCAAGGGAAAGAGUCGCUCAUCCAGAGCUGGACUGCAGUUCCCAGUUGGUCGUGUUCAUAGGUUUCUCCGUAAAGGACACUACGCUCAGCGCGUAGGUGCUGGAGCGCCAGUGUACUUGGCUGCUGUGCUGGAGUAUCUGACAGCCGAAAUUCUCGAGUUGGCUGGGAACGCUGCCCGGGACAACAAGAAGACUCGUAUCAUCCCCCGGCACCUGCAGCUUGCCGUGCGCAACGAUGAGGAGCUGAACAGACUUUUGAGCGGUGUCACCAUUGCUCAGGGCGGCGUGUUGCCCAACAUCCAAGCCGUGUUACUGCCGAAGAAGACUGAGAAGGCGGUCAAAGCCAAGUAA
Messenger RNA from Conger conger (European conger), 381 nucleotides. RefSeq names its product histone H2A-like. Gene Ontology annotation, molecular function: DNA binding; structural constituent of chromatin; protein heterodimerization activity. NCBI's taxonomy places the organism in Eukaryota, Metazoa, Chordata, Actinopteri, Anguilliformes, Congridae. Bases 1 to 381 code for a protein of 126 amino acids. Gene Ontology annotation, cellular component: nucleosome. The transcript has a single exon. The record is from RefSeq and is a predicted model, not a curated record.